Eurypyga helias (sunbittern) is the source of this 1245-nucleotide messenger RNA. It is a transcript of the gene AK7, whose product is annotated as adenylate kinase 7. The record is from RefSeq and is a predicted model, not a curated record. The annotation marks the transcript as partial. The transcript has 9 exons. Lineage: Eukaryota; Metazoa; Chordata; Aves; Eurypygiformes; Eurypygidae. Gene Ontology annotation, molecular function: ATP binding; AMP kinase activity. Gene Ontology annotation, cellular component: cytoplasm. Gene Ontology annotation, biological process: nucleobase-containing compound metabolic process.
CAAAUGCAUUUGGAUAUGUUGUUUGUGAACCUGCAAAUGGAAUCCAUGUUUCUCAAAGAGAAUUUCAACAUUAAGUGGGCUGCUCAGGCAGGACUGGUGGAGAACAUUGAACAAAUCGUCAGAGAAUACAAGCAAAGCCGAGGAUUACUGCCUCUCAAAAUUUGCAUUCAUGGACCUCCUGGGGCUGGUAAAUCUACCAUUGCUGAAGAGCUCUGCAAGCACUACAAGCUGCAUCACAUUAAGAUAAAUGAUGUAAUUUCUGAAACAAUAACAAAUCUGGAGAAAAUUGUGGCUCCUAAAGAACUGGACUCCAACAGCAUGGGAGAAGAGGGAGAAGAUGAUGAAGAGGAGGAGGGUAAAAAUGCAGAAGCAGCACAUGAGUUAUUAGCUGGAAUAAAAGAAAGCAUGGAGCAGAAUGCAGGUCAUCUAGAUGAUCAGUAUGUUGUUAAACUUGUGAAGGAUAAGCUCAAAUCUAUGCCUUGUAGGAAUCAGGGAUAUGUUUUAGAUGGGUUCCCAGAGACAUAUGAGCAGGCAAAAGAUCUUUUUAAUUCGGAAAAUGAAGAUGAAGAAAAAAUGAAAGACAAGAUACCUAAAUGUGAUAAAUUAAUCAUACCUGAAUUUAUUAUUUCUCUGACUGCAUCUGAUGAAUUCCUUAUAAACAGAAUAAUAAAUCUGCCAGAGAAAAUUGUUGCUGGAACUCACUAUAGCCAGGACCUGUUCCUGCCAUUGCUGAAUCUCUUCAGAGAGUUAAACACAGAUGAUAAGACUGUUCUCAACUAUUUUGAUGAACUUGAAAUACAUCCUCACUUUAUUGAUGUAGCCAAACUUGAAGAUCCUGAGAACAGAUUUAUUGUAAAAGAGAUCAUCAAAGAAAUUGGGGAACCUCAGAAUUACUGUUUGACAGAUGAAGAAAAGGAGAACCUGGAACGCAAAGCAGCUGAGGAAUGGCUUGUCAAAGAAGCUCAAGAAAAAGCUGAACAAGAGCGUAAAGAAGCUGAGGAGAGGGCUGAAAGGAUCGCAAAGUGGGAAGAGUGGAAUGAACAUCUAGAGGAGGUGAAAAGACAAGAACAAGAGUUAUUGGAGGCCGAGUCCAUUCCACUACAAAACUAUUUGAUGAAGAAUGUCAUGCCAACACUUCUGCAAGGGAUAAAUGAAUGCUGUAGGAUCAGGCCAGAUGAUCCAAUUGAUUUUCUGGCAGAAUAUAUCUUCAAGAACAGUCCUAAUAUCGAAUGGGAUAAACAUUAA